Messenger RNA from Hippoglossus stenolepis (Pacific halibut), 2105 nucleotides. RefSeq names its product Ras association domain family member 7a (gene rassf7a). The coding region runs from base 480 to 1826 and encodes 448 amino acids. Gene Ontology annotation, biological process: signal transduction. The record is from RefSeq and is a predicted model, not a curated record. NCBI's taxonomy places the organism in Eukaryota, Metazoa, Chordata, Actinopteri, Pleuronectiformes, Pleuronectidae. The transcript has 6 exons.
GAGAGAGAGAGAGAGAGAGAGAACUCAAGCAGUCUCAGAUCUUGGCUGUGGCGAGGACGCCCAGUAGAAGUGCAUUCACGAGGCAGCAAGAAGAGCAGAAGGCGCAAGACGGAGCCGAGCAGAAGUCACGACACUCUUUAAACCUCCUCCUGUGACCACAUCUGACUGCCUAUGACCUCCGCUGGACUCGGCACACUCCUCCACACACACACACACACACACUGACACACACACACAUAAGCCACUUGCUGCCUCGCACACCAGCUGCACAACCGGCUCUGCUGCUCUGUCAGAAGUAAAGGAUUUCCCCGAGUGAGGGCGAGAAUAAAAACAGACGGAGGAAAUUAAAGUCACAGAAGAGAAGGAUAAGAUCCUCUCACUAGAGCCAGUGCCAUGCAGUGUUGACCUGAGUCAAGUCCAGCUGAAGUGAUCUGCUCUGAAGACCUUCUUCUCAUUUUACCCACCCUGCCCGGUCCCAGAUGGAGCUCAAAGUGUGGGUGGACGGAGUGGUGCGGGUGGUGUGCGGCCUAUCUGAGGAGACGUCCUGCCAGGAUGUGGUCAUUGCUUUGGCACAGGCCAUUGGUCAGACCGGUCGUUAUGUUCUGAUCCAGCGUCUUAGGGACACCGAGAGGCAGCUGCUGGCCACAGAGAAGCCUCUGGAGUCUCUGGCCAAGUUAGGUCAACAUGGCAGCGAAGUUCAAUUCUUUCUGCGGCGGACUGGCCCGAGCAGCAGUGACGGACCUGGCUCGAAACCAGACAGAGCAACUCCCCUUCCGUUGCCCAUGCUUUCUGAGCCAGAGCCUUUGAAACGCAGCCAGCCUAAAAAAGCACUCACCUUUAACCUGGGACCAUCCACCUCCCCUAGAACCAAAUCCAAUCAGUAUAAGAGGUCUCCUCGGGACUCUCCAGAACAGAGAGCCUCUCCAUCCCCUUCUCCCAGCCCUGUUUCCCCUCAGGUUCCGUCUCCCUCUCCUUCACCACCUAUAGGCCCAUCCAAAGAGGAGGUCUUUAGGAAAGUUCUUCAGCAACAGGAGAGACUAAGGGCCGUUGAGGCUCAGCUAGAAGCCCUAGAAAUAGACUCACAUACCUGGGAUCGUCCCAACCCAUCUCCCUGUCCUUCACCAGUGUCUGAGGCUCGUCUGCAAGAAGAGGUGGACACACUCGAGCAAGUGAUGCGAAAGAACCAGGCCGAGCUUGCCCACGAGCAGUACUGGGAGGAGGAGCUCCAAGCAGAGGUAGAGAAAGAGCGAGGGAUGAGGCGGAAGCUGGGGGAGCUCCACGCUAAGCUAGACGACUGCGGACGACGGCUCCACGAAUUCUCGGUGCGUUCUGCCCAGCUCGAGCAAGAUAUUCAGCGGGAAAGCCAGACGGAAGCGACGGCCAACAGGCCUGAGGAGUCUCUCGACGUUGUGAAGUCAGAGCUCCAGAGCCAGGAGUGGCAGGGGUCGGAGCUGGAGGAGCGGCUCUCUGAGACUGACAAGACUCUGGGGAAGGCCGCCUCUCUGCUGCAGGCCAAACAGGAGGAGCUGGAGGAGUUGAACAAGGAGCUGAGGCAGUGUAACCUGCAGCAGUUUAUUCAGCAGGCAGGUGUCCUGCCCGCGCACACCCACUCACGCACAGAGCUCCAGGAGCAACUGGAGCAGUUGGAGCUCGCACAUCUUCUGCAUGAUGGAUACCGGAAUGGAAGCCGCAGUGCAACUCCAGUGGAUUCACCACCUCGCCCCACUGCCAAACAGUUCCUAGGACAUCCACGCAACCUGCAAAACCCUCUAGUGUCCAGUCUCAACCCUGAGGUCCUGACAUCCCGAGAGUCGUCAUGGAGAUAAAACACGGACGGCAGGGCCAAGGGAAACUUGUUCACUGUUGUGUCACCAUCACCUCUUAUUUCCCCCCCCCCCUCUUUGUAACUCCUGUCAUUAUUCAAUCUACCAUGGAUAUACAUACUGUAUAAACAUAAGACAAAUAUAUUUCCAGAGUUUCUUUUUCUACUCUAAACACUGCAAUGUAUCUGUAUGAAAUGUAAAAUAAUUUAGAAACCUUUUAUCUAGAGAAAUUAUUCCGAUGACUAUGUAUUUAAAUAUAAUAAAAAUGUGUAUUGUGUUUUA